AUGACCACUGCGCCCGGGCCCCUGGAGCAGCUUAUCCGGCAGCGCAUCGAAGCAGCCUAUGCGCCGACGGUGCUGGAGAUCGAAAACGAGUCGCACAAGCACCGGCACCACGCGCCCAUGCAGGGCGUAACCAGCACCGAAACGCAUUUCAAAAUCAAAGUCGUCUCCUCGCAGUUCGCGGGCCAGCGCCUGCUACAGCGCCAGCGCAGCAUCUACAGUCUGUUCAAGCACGAGAUGGCCAUGGACGGCGGCAUCCAUGCAAUGGCCCUGGUAACCCGCACGCCCGAAGAAGAACAGAAAUAA
Linderina pennispora is the source of this 303-nucleotide messenger RNA. RefSeq names its product bola-like protein. The record is from RefSeq and is a predicted model, not a curated record. The transcript has a single exon. Bases 1 to 303 code for a protein of 100 amino acids. NCBI's taxonomy places the organism in Eukaryota, Fungi, Kickxellomycota, Kickxellomycetes, Kickxellales, Kickxellaceae.